AUGUCGACCGACCUGACCGGAGAGCAGAUGCAGGCCAAAAUCACAGCUGCCAGGAGAGAAGCAGAGGGCCUCAAAGACAGAAUUAAACGCAAGAAGGAUGACCUGGCUGAUACAAGCUUGCGACAAGUCGCCCUCAACAACACAGAGGCCUUACCUCGGAUAGGCAUGAAGCCUCGAAGAAAUCUCAAGGGCCAUCUCGCCAAAAUCUACGCCAUGCACUGGUCAACAGAUCGCAGGCAUCUGGUGUCGGCGUCUCAGGAUGGCAAGCUCAUCAUCUGGGAUGCAUAUACCACUAACAAGGUCCACGCUAUUCCCCUCCGUUCCUCGUGGGUCAUGACCUGCGCAUAUGCCCCUAGUGGUAAUUACGUCGCUUGCGGUGGUCUCGACAACAUUUGCUCAAUUUACAAUCUCUCCACGAGGGAAGGCCCGACGCGUGUGGCUCGCGAACUGUCUGGUCACUCUGGGUACUUGUCAUGCUGUCGUUUUGUCAAUGACCGAAAGAUCAUCACUUCGUCCGGUGACAUGACCUGCAUGAUGUGGGAUAUCGAAACCGGUUCCAAAGUAACAGAGUUUGCAGAUCAUUUGGGGGACGUGAUGAGCAUCAGCAUAAAUCCAACCAACGCCAACAUAUUCGUGAGCGGCGCCUGCGACGCUUUUGCCAAGUUAUGGGACGUCCGAACCGGGAAAGCCGUUCAAACAUUUGCUGGACAUGAAUCUGACAUUAAUGCCAUUCAAUUUUUCCCAGAUGGAAAUGCAUUUGGAACUGGCUCGGACGACGCCUCUUGCAGACUGUUCGACAUUCGGGCAGAUCGAGAACUGAUGUCUUAUCAGAACGAACAAGUGCUUUGCGGUAUCACGUCUGUCGCUUUCUCAGUUUCUGGCCGGUUACUCUUUGCUGGGUAUGAUGACUUUGAAUGCAAGGUCUGGGACACUUUGCGUGGUGAUAAAGUUGGUUCAUUGAACGGUCACGAAAACCGGGUCAGUUGCCUUGGAGUCAGCAACGACGGGAUCAGUUUAUGUACUGGCUCUUGGGAUUCUCUACGGCAAUUUGACUCAAAUGUCAUCCUCGACGGGGCGGGCACCAUCAACCAAAUCACCUUUUUCCUUAUCAACGAUCGCAUCGACAGCUUCUGA
This is a messenger RNA of Fonsecaea monophora, 1134 nucleotides long. RefSeq names its product guanine nucleotide-binding protein subunit beta. The coding region runs from base 1 to 1134 and encodes 377 amino acids. Gene Ontology annotation, biological process: G protein-coupled receptor signaling pathway. Gene Ontology annotation, cellular component: cytoplasm; heterotrimeric G-protein complex. Lineage: Eukaryota; Fungi; Ascomycota; Eurotiomycetes; Chaetothyriales; Herpotrichiellaceae. Gene Ontology annotation, molecular function: signaling receptor complex adaptor activity; protein binding. The record is from RefSeq and is a predicted model, not a curated record. The transcript has 5 exons.